UAUGGUAUCAUUCGAAAUUUGACUGAUACCAAAGAACAGUCACCCGAAAAUUGUUAUCAAUAUUCCUUUCCUCGCUGUUUUCCAUUGCUAUCUCGUUUCCAUUGAAUGAUCAUUAAUUAGAGAGCUAAUUUAAAGGUAGGAAAAGUGUAAUUUACUCACUUCAGCUCCACAAGUCGUUCAGCAACAUCAGUACAGCGCAAAUAGAUCUUAAAGUACAAUCCAAGGUCUUAAAAUGGGAAGUUUCUGUAUUUCGUUGAUGCUAGUCACUGUUCUGUUUCAUUUAUCCAGCUCUGCGUUCACAAAAGAAGAUUGUGACAAACCUGUUGAAGUUGGACCAAUGCAGUGCAGAGCAGCAAUUUUAGUAUUCCGUUGGCAUAACAAUCAAUGUGAAGAAGCCAUCUACGGUGGCUGUUAUCCCUCUAAAAACAAUUUCAAGUCUAAAAAGGAAUGCGAGAAGGUGGCAGGACCCAUAUGUUCCAAGAAAAAAUACUAAUAGCGUGGAUAAUUGUCAAGUUUACGUUUUUUUCAUCCACGUUGAAGUUUCUUGUUAAAGUUUGAAUUUUCUAUAUCUUAUUAUUAUUAUUCUAAUAAAGUGUUAAAGAAUU
This is a messenger RNA of Harmonia axyridis, 605 nucleotides long. Its product is annotated as kappaPI-actitoxin-Avd3c-like. The transcript is spliced from 2 exons. Lineage: Eukaryota; Metazoa; Arthropoda; Insecta; Coleoptera; Coccinellidae. Gene Ontology annotation, molecular function: serine-type endopeptidase inhibitor activity. Bases 233 to 493 code for a protein of 86 amino acids. The record is from RefSeq and is a predicted model, not a curated record.